Prorocentrum cordatum is the source of this 1581-nucleotide messenger RNA. NCBI's taxonomy places the organism in Eukaryota, Dinophyceae, Prorocentrales, Prorocentraceae. The record is from the annotation of a GenBank genome assembly.
AUGGCAAACGCAACCUACUCUGGCCAGUGGGCAAACAUAGUAGGUCAGCGCGGUAACGUCUCAUUGCAGAUCUUCCUCAACGGCGACAGUCUCCCAGAAGUCAUCAAGGUGAAUGACGCACCAUUGACGAACAAUGUCUGCACUGUGAGCUCCACGAAGCACGGCUAUUUUCGAGGUGAAGAUCUUGAUGGGUACAUCUACCAGCUUCACGUUUCACCUGAUUUUGCCAGUGUCAACGGCUACUACUCUCGUGGUGCGAAACUCUUCGCUGGGCCGGGCUUCCAAGAAGGUGAUGGUAUUUCAGGCGUGGUGUGCUUCAACAGAACGGGCCACCUCCUGCCAAUUGUGUUGAAGAGCGAUCUUUCCAGCCAUGCCGAUUGUCCUUGCACGAGUGAGCGCCUCUUCAAGUCGAAGCGGGCAAACAUCGGAGGCCACCACGAUGAUUUUGACAUCUCCGUCCGGGUGGACGACACAGGCCCGUACGCAGCUGAUGUCGAUGGGCAGGAGCUUCAGGACGUGCUGUGCACGACCGACCCGCAAGGUCAUCACCACCUCUUCGGUAAGACGCCCGGUGGCUAUCUGUGGCAGCUGCACUUGUCGCCAAACCUGCGGCACGUCAACGGGUACUACUCGCGUGGCAGCGAGCCUCUCGCUGGACCGUUCUCCGCCGAGGAGGUCGAUCUCUUCGGCGUGGUGCAUGGCGCUUCCCCAGGCCCUCUGCUAACUCCAGACCCGAUCGUCCUCGGCGACGAUGGCACGGCUGCAUUCCGCGUAAUGUCCUUCAACGUCUGGAAAGAUGGAGGGCGCUCUUUGGAGAGGACCGUUGAGGUUAUCCGGACUCUGAGGCCCGACAUCGUGGGGUUGCAGGAGGCAAGCGAGGCAACAGUGAAACGCAUCGCUCGUGAUGUCGGGCUCCAUUAUUAUGCUCUCGGCAGGCAGGGUGUGCUGUCGCGCUUUCCGCUAGAAUGCAUAUUUGACGAUCACUACGGUGGUGGUGUUGUUGCCGUUCACGCGCCCGUCGAAGGUCGUGCGGAGCCAUUUAUUCUUCGCCAUGCCAAUGUGCAUUUGGAGCCCUACCCAUAUCCUCCGUACGAGCUGCGAGCUGAGGGGAAGUCGGCUGGAGAGGCCAUUAACGUGGAGGCGACGACACAGUUGCCAAUUCUGGCGGCCGUGCUCAGCAAUCUCUGCCAUUGCUCUGCCAGCCCACGCCCACCGCUGCUGCUCACGGGUGACUUCAAUUGCGCUUCUCACUUGGACUAUGGGGCGGAGUACCUGGCGCCCUGCAGCGCCUUGUGUGCCGCUGCGGGCCUCGUCGACACCUAUGCGGAGGCAAACCCGACGCACCUGGGAGCGUGGCGACAUGGAGUGCACGAUGCCCCAGGGAUCACGUGGGCUGCGCUCCCCGAGGAAGAGCCGAAGAAGAUCUGGGAUCGCAUCGAUUUUGUGUAUGCGGAUCGUGGCAGCCUCGCGGCGGUCGAGUCCAGCAGCACAAUCGACUCACGGACUGCCGGCUGCGAUCCGUGGCCGAGCGACCAUCGGGCCGUGCUGUCGGUGCUGCGCCUGCGUGUGCCGCCGGGGUAG